AAGGCAAGCUCGCUCCCGAGUUAUGAGCAGAGAAUGAGCGCACGACACGCGCAGGAAUGGCUGCGGCACGAGACCAGGAUUUAAUGAAAUAAUUCCUCGUUUCUCGUGAAUUCUCAUGGUCUGCGAUUUGGGGGAAGUAUUCGGAGAUCUUCUUGUGUGUCCCUUUCGGUACUUUUGUUUCAGUACUCAGUCUCUCUACUUAAUCAAGUCCACAUCCAUGGCUUUUGUUUGAGAAGACAAGACACCGGAGAGUAAACACCCUAUUUGUCUACCGUCUCUAUCCGGGAAAGUGAUUUAUUCGUCUCCUCGACUGCUGAAGGAUGUCGUCUGCACGGGUUGAUUAUAUCGCUCCUUGGUGGACUUACUGGCUUCAUCAGUUUCCUCAUGUGAACCUGAGGUUUCAGCCGCUGGAUCACACAUUUAAACCGCAAGAGGAGAACUACCAGCAGUCGCUCAUCUUCCUGGGCUGUGUCGCAGCAGCUGGGCUUGGUGUGAAUCUGCUGUGUCUGGCCAUCUACCUGAGCUGCCUGUGCUGCUGUCGGAAGGAUGAGGAGGAGGAAGAAAGUAAGAAAUCCAACUCUUGCUGUGUCACUUGGGCUGCUGUCGCUGCCGGACUCAUCUGCUGUGUUGCUGUGGGAGUUGGUUUCUAUGGAAACAGUGAAACCAAUGAUGGGGUGUAUCAGCUGACCUAUUCCCUCUAUAAUGCCAAUCACACACUGGCGGGAGUGGACAGUUUGGUGACGGGUACUAUGGGAGGCAUGAAGAGCGGCCUAAAUGAGCACUUGUCUCGACUGGGCGAGAUCUUUGCUGCACGGGGAGACUUUGUGCAGACGCUACAGUUCAUGCAACAGAUGUCAGAUAGCAUCAUUAAGCAACUACUGGGGCUUCCUGACUGGGAAAAGGCAAAAGUAGACCUGGCCGCCAUAGCCGAUCAGACUGCAUACGUGGAGUAUUACAGAUGGUUGACAUACCUCCUGAUACUAAUAUUGGAUCUGGUCAUCUGUCUUGCUGCUUGUCUGGGUCUGGCCAAACAAUCCCGCUGGCUGCUCACUACGAUGAUGGUGUUUGGGGUUCUGACUCUCAUACUGAGUUGGGCGUCUCUCGGAGCUGAUGUGGCCACUGCUGUGGGCACGAGUGAUUUCUGUGUUGCACCAGACAAAUUUCUAAUGAACCAAACAAAAGACAUAAUCAGCUCAGAUAUUGUGCAUUAUUACCUGUACUGCAGCCAGACUCUCCCCAACCCGUUUCAGCAGUUUGUUUUGCAGUCGCUGACUGUCUUCCAGAGAUCGCUGACCACCAUGCAGAUCCAGAUACAGGGUCUCCUGCAGUUUGCUGUUCCUCUGUUCCCCACAGCUGAGAGGGAUUUAUUGAGCAUUCAGCAUCUAUUGAAUAAUUCAGAGGCCAGUUUACAUCAGCUCACUGCUCUUCUAGACUGCAGAGGACUCAAUAAGGACUACCUGGACGCGCUGAUAGGUGUGUGUUAUGAUGGAGUGGAGGGGUUACUGUAUCUCUGUCUGUUCUCUCUGCUGGCGGCCUGUGCCUUCUCUGUCAUGCUGUGCGCCAUACCGAGAGCGUGGCGACAGAUCGCCAACAGAGAUAGAGAUUACGAUGACAUCGAUGACGGGGACCCGUUUAACCCCCAGAGUCGACGAAUAACGGCCCACCAUUCACACCAGGGCAACAUGCACAGCUUCUGCAGCUACAGUAGCAGCAUGGGCAGCCAGACCAGCCUGCACCCUCCAACACAGGCCGUGUCCAACGCACCCCUGUCAGAAUACAUGAACCAGUCUGCGCUGUUUGGUGGAAACCCACGCUAUGAGAACGUGCCUCUGAUCGGGAGAGGAUCUCCUCCUCCUUCGCUUUACUCUCAGCCAUAUAUAAACCGCUACUCACCAACCAUGAGAGCCACCUACCUCUCCAUGACCGAAGACCAGAUCAGACACUUUGGGGAGGAUUUCCGAGCGUAGAACUGAUCCGUUUUCUUCUGGCAUGCACACGUUUUACCUGGCGUGAUUCUUUACACGCUGGAAAUCUGGACACAUGGAAAACACUCCCGCCAGCAUGUGUGCGCAUCUUUAUUUGUGUUACAGGACCACAGUCUGAGAGGAGAACAUGAUGUUAGAAGUACUCCGUGUGUCUCCAUAUGGGUGCGUGCAUGAUGUAUGUGUGUGUUUGUCGAUUAUUCUGAUGGUGCAAUGCAUCCUUUCCCUCACUACUGACACAUUUGUGAGUUUCUGAAAUAUCCUCUCUCUAAUAAUCUUUUAUUUGUAUGUUUACAUCAUAUUUUUCAUCAAAUAGACUGUUGGUCUUCCCUAUUGCCUUUCAAGUGCAGAAACUGUUCAGUGUAGGUUACAAAAACUAUUUUGGACCCACUUUAUAUCAAGUGUCUUUAACUACUAUGUACUAAGAUUUAAAUGAUUCAUUUGAUGCAAUGCAUACAUACAUUUUUGCAUUACAUCUGUUGUUAAUUUCUGUAAUUACAUCUUUCACGCUGUUGAUACUUUGCCUACCUUUAAACCUAACUAUACCACAAAACCUGUCCCUAUACUUAUCCGUAUCCCUCCUCAGUAGCAGCAAAAGUGUUCUGCAAAACAACAUGAGCACAAUAAGUAUGGUACCUAACAAUCAUUGUUUUUUUUUUUGUUUUUUUAGUGUUAUUUACCAUUUAGGUUACAGUUUAUUUUAAGGUGUCCUUGUUAUGGUGUAAUUAUACAAUUUAGUACUGGUUGAUAUUAAUUAGCUACAUGUACUUAAUAUAUAAUUAGGUUUAGGAUUAGUUGCUUAUAACCAUGCUCAAAUUACUGUUUGUAACUACAUGUAAAAUGUGUAACAGGGACACUGUAAAAAUAAACUGUUACCAUUAUUUAUAUAUUAGUAUACCGGUAUACUAUUAUUAUUUACUUGUAAUUUUAGUUAACUAACAAGACGGCUAAAAAGUAUUAUUAAUAUAUAUAUAUAUAUAUAUAUAUAUAUAUAGUACAUAGAAGUUAAAGACCUAAUUUUAAGUUGGACCUUUUUUUUUUUUUGGGACCAGAGUACACAACCUUCUAAAGGUUACCCAUUUGUCAUAUUAAAGGUUGUACAUAUAAGUGUGGACAAUGGUUGAAGUAUCAAUAUUCUGUCCUACAUAGUAUACAACAUUGCUAAUGUCAAUAUAGUAGGUUUGCUAGGUACUUUUCUAAGCAAUUGUUGCUCAUGAAAAGGUGUCUGACGUUUUUUUAGCUACUGUGCAGUGAACUUCAUGAACAUGUCAUCACUUUUUUUGAUGGCUAACUGUACAGAUACUAAUGCCUUUUAUCUUCUUUUGAAGUGAAUAUUUUGUUUUCUAAAUGUUUUAUGUGCCAAGAAUGGAAGCAUGUUUAGUGCCUCUAAAGCCUUUGUUUUCAUUCCCUUAUUGCUUAAUGAGUUCCCACUGUGUGUUAGCAAGGAUGGGACAAAGAGGGGGAAAUGAAAGCUUUUCUGUUUGGUUUAUGCAUGUAGAGGCGUUUUAAAGUACAACAUGAUCACUUUAUAGUGAUCAAACAGUCACUUUGUACCACAAAUGAUGUCUCUAACAUCCAGAGAGACUUUCACCUCAUUUCCAGCAAGCCCAAAUGAGAGGUCAUUUUUCCUGAAACUUAAAAUCUUAAGAAAGCACACUGAGCCAACUUUCUCCCAUGCUGCAAUGCGUAUAUGCUUUGAAUUAACCUGUUCACCAGCUGUAAAUAACCUGUAUGGUAACAGAUGUUGUGUGAUUAUUUCCAUUUCUUUGCUCCAUUCUUGUGUGCCACUCUCAAUAUACUGUUUGAUAAAAUCAGAUACUUGGACUGAUGCUUGUACGGCAUUUCCUCGAUUGAGAUUGAUGGUGGCUUCCGUCUCUGGUUUAUUGCAUAUAGUGUUUUUAAUACAACUGAUUUUAAUACUUUGGGUGCAUGAAUGACACUGUUGCAGACAGUGAGUUGGUGCUUGAUUUCUGUCUAACUUAGAGGACAGAAACAUGGAUAUAAUAAAGCCAUUUUGAACUGAAUCGAGACAUUUGAGUAAAAACUUUUAUUUUGGAAUGUAUAUAGCAUUUAUAUACAGCA
Pimephales promelas (fathead minnow) is the source of this 4064-nucleotide messenger RNA. RefSeq names its product tweety family member 2 (gene ttyh2). Gene Ontology annotation, cellular component: plasma membrane. Gene Ontology annotation, molecular function: intracellularly calcium-gated chloride channel activity; volume-sensitive chloride channel activity. NCBI's taxonomy places the organism in Eukaryota, Metazoa, Chordata, Actinopteri, Cypriniformes, Leuciscidae. The record is from RefSeq and is a predicted model, not a curated record.